CAACGAUCGUAUCAUCGAAUAAAAAAAGGCAGGCAAUCGAUCAGAUCUAUUUGUAUAUCCGUCAAAAGAGUCUGUUGGCCACACCCGCAUCAUCACCUGGACAUUCUUUUUCUUUCUUUCUUACUCGAUCGGCACAUUCGAUUGUCCUUUCGCUCUUUUUUUUAUUCAUUGCCCGGGGGCUCUUUCCUCCUUUUUCCUCGGCAAAAGGUUAUACACAUCGUCAAAUACCGACAACCAAGAGACUCACUUCAUCUCUUGAAGACCUCGUUGCAGUAGACCAUACUGGCAUUCUAUCGACAAACACUCGCUUGUCAACUAUAGCCAUACACCGCCUUGAAAGUAUCUAAACCAUCAAUCGGAUACAAACUUUUCACUCGGAUCGAACCACCUACUCACCAUCUCAUACAAUCGGCCCACCUUGCCCAUAAUGUCGCAAAGGUGGGACGAACAGAGAUCUUCGUCACCAAGUAUGCCAUCGUUGGCAGGGCCAUCUCGUUCAAGUUUCGAUGACAGAAGAGUGCCAAGCGAUGGAAGCGAUCGAAAUAUGAAUAGGUUAUCAGUCAACAUGUCCAAUAUGAUGCCUCGUCGUCCUUCUGAUCAGGCAUUAAACUCAUAUACAUCUUCUUCGCCUAUGCAUCAAACUAGUUCGAACGAUAGUCGAUUUGGCGUAAACGGUCGAUCUACACCUCCAAAACCGUCUAAUCGAACCAGUUCUCGACAGAUAACCUCGCCAAAAAUGAGUCCGUCAAAUUUGAAUUCAGUGCACGAUGGCCAUUCGUACACAGAAGCAAAGAGAUCCGAUGCUGGACCUGGGAUCGAUGGCAGACAAGCAAGUUUGUCAAGACCAGGUUCGUCACACGACAUCGCUCAAGCAAGCGCUCAAAACCCAACGCCAACACUACAACACUCUUCAUCCACCAGUCAAAUGGUCACUUCUUCCUCCUCACAACAAGUCAAAGAUCGUCCAUCAGGAGGACGUGAUCAACCUUGUGAUGCAUGCAAGAAGCCGAUGACUGGCCAAUUCGUUCGAGCGUUGGGUGUGGUAUAUCAUUUGGAUUGUUUCCGUUGUCGCGAUUGCAACAAAGUUGUGGCAGCAAAGUUCUUUCCCGCGACUGAUGAGAUGAAUUCAUCUCCAACAGGCAGUGCCGCAGGUCAUGACGGAACAGGCAAACAAUCUUCUUCGCCAACAACAGGUGGAAGUGGAAAACUGUUCCCACUCUGUGAGACAGAUUAUUUCAGAAGGCUAGAUUUGUUAUGUGCCAAUUGCGGUGGUGCAUUACGGGGUAGCUACAUUACUGCUUUGGGCAAGAAGUUCCAUGUCGAACAUUUCACCUGUUCUAUCUGUCCGACUGUUUUUGGACCUCAAGACAGCUAUUACGAACAUGACGGUCGUGUUUUCUGUCAUUUCCAUUACUCAACACGAUUUGCAAUUCGCUGUACAGGAUGCAGAACGGCAAUCUUGAAGCAAUUUGUGGAAAUUAAUAGAAAUAAUCAAGAUGAACAUUGGCAUCCCGAAUGUUAUAUGAUUCAUAAAUUCUGGAAUAUCAAACUUUGUCCGACUGGAUCUACGCCAAGGGAGAAUGUUGCACUCGAACCUACCACGAAUCCAGAAACGCCUGAGCCUACCAAUUCCGGCGUUGCACCCGUUUCGAAUGCCAGUGCGAUGGAUGCACCUUCGAUUGAGGCGUUAGAAACAGAAGCAAAUGAGACACCGACAACGUUGAAAGAGAAACAGAAACAGAUGGAAGAACAGGUUUAUCGGAUUUGGACAGUUUUAUCUGCUUUUGAAGAAUCCUCAGCGGCGUGCAUUUCGGACAUGUUGCGUCAAGUUAGCAAUGGAAAGUAUUUGGGAGGUGUAAGAAUGGCAGAGAGAUUCAUCCUGCAUGUUGAGGUUCUUUUUGCCGCAAUCGAUGAUCUGGAAGAAGCAUUCAGAAGGGAACAGGCAAAAGGUAUCUCGCAUAUACGUGAGGCAAGGAUGUUGUGUAAGAAGAUUGUCAACUUCUUCUCGCUCUUGUCACAUACGCAAGAGACAGGUGCACAACGGAUGGGAAUCACACAAGAAUUGCUAUCUUUGGUCACUGGUCUAGCGCACUAUCUCAAGAUCUUGAUUCGUAUCGCACUCACUGGUGCUUUACGACUGGAAAGAGAUUUUGAAGAUCAUAAUGCAUUGACUGAAUUCUUGAAUCGGCUUGCAUCAUUGGCACAAGAGACAGAUUCACCGCAAACGAAGGCUACACAAGCAUUGCGGGCUUCCAUCUCAUCUAACACUCCCAACACAAAUGUUGGAGCUUCGGGAAGUGAAAAUGCCGAACAUGUGAAUCAUGGGUACAAAAGCUUACCUCGCAGUACAAGCACGAGCUUGACAGAUGGAGGCGAGAGUGCAACAGAUUUAUGUGUUGCUUGUGGUCAAACGGUGGAGGAAGAAUGUGUGAGGAUAGGAAUUAAUUUGCGAUGGCAUACAGCUUGUUUGAAAUGUUCCAAUUGUCAAAGACUGGCGCAAAGAGAUCCUUCUUCCUCUAAGGCAAGAACAGAAGAAGAGCAACAAUCGGAUGCAGUUGCGGUCCCAGAAUCAAUCCCAGCGCAAGAAUUUGCUUUGGAGAUCAAAAGACGAUCGCAAGAUCCAACAAUUCAACACAGUACCUCGUACACCCUGUUUUGUUCACCAUGCAAGACUGCAUCCUGUCGAGGCGGUUUUGAGAGAGUUAGCAGGUUAGAGCAAUACUCGUAUCUACUACGAGUCGCUCUCAAUCGCCUUUACGCUUUGUUGAAGAAGCGUGGCGUGGUUCCGGCUUCGCCACCAUCAGCAGCAUUGUCUAUUCCUCAACCUCUCACGACACCUCCAAAUGAGACUGCAUCCAUCACUACUGCCGAAGAAUCUGAUGAGGGUCACCUAGAAGGAACAGAUAUCAAACGGAAGAAAUCGACAAAUUUGGAUCGAAAGUUGUCUACAAAAGCAAAAGUGCCACAUAUUUCCACUGUUGUUGGAAGUCCUUCAGGCCAUUUACCAGCAGUCCAAAAGCCUACUUCUCCGCUGGAUGCGAAUGUCACACGCAAAUCGCCUACAUAUUAUCAUGAUUCUGCUCCAGUCGAUCGUAGUCAAAGUGACGGAGGUAGAAGAACUCCUGCACGCAGUAGAGAUGUUUCUCCAAAUGGACGAGCGCAACACUUGCACCCUGGCGGUCAACAGCAACAACGACAUGCUCCACCUCAAUCACAACAAGAACAUCAAUAUGUCGGUACGAAGCAAGGACCUAUCGUUCCAAUUCGACCAGCAUUUGCUAGACAUAACACUGAUGUUCGUAUUCAAGAUCAAGGACCGCUACGACAACCUUCUGGUGAUGAUUCUGGACAUGUGAUCGCUGAUCCUGAUGAGCAAUUGACAUUGGCUGAUAUUCCUCAAUUGCUACAACAAGAACAAGCAAGAGAGCAUAAUCGUCAAUUACCCACAUAUGAUGGCAAGGCGAUCGCCGAUCUGUCUGCGCUAGAGCUAUUUGUGAUUAAGCAUUUGGCGGUUUUGAUGUUACAACAAGGACCGUUGAAGGAUGUCGUUCCGUUUGAUGAAUUGAUUGAUUUCAUCGAUAUUCGCAAGAAUACCUUUUGGGGCAAACUCUUCAAAGGAGGCAAGGAUAAGAGAAAGGUGGAAAAGAAAGGAACGUUCAAUGUUCCAUUGGAAGUAUUGGUUGAUAGAAAUGGAGCAGAUUGUACUUUAGGUGCAACGUCAACCGUUCUUCGCGUUCCAUCUUUUAUUGAUGAUAUCAUCUCUGCAAUGCGACAAAUGGACGUUUCCAUCGAAGGUAUUUUCCGAAAGAAUGGAAAUAUUCGUCGAUUGAAAGAUUUAAGUGAAGCUUUGGACAGAGAUGCUUCAAGCGUUAAUCUUUCCGAUGAUAAUCCGGUUCAAUUGGCAGCUUUGCUCAAGAAAUGGUUGCGUGAAUUACCCGAUCCACUUUUGACUUUCAAAUUGCACAGGCUAUUCGUCAUGACGCAAAAUAUCGAGCCUGAAGCCGAACGAUUACGUUGCAUGCAUCUCUUGAGCGUUUUGAUGCCAAAAGCACAUCGUGAUACGAUGGAAGUUUUGUUUGUCUUCCUUCGAUGGGUUGCCAGCUUUAGUCAUAUUGAUGAGGAAACGGGAAGCAAGAUGGAUCUUCAAAACUUAGCAAUGGUUUUAGGACCGAACAUUCUCUACAGCAAAGGAACGGAUCCGGCAAAAGAUGAAUUAUUCUUGGCAAACCGAGCAAUUUUAUGUUUGCUAGAACAUCAAGAUGCAUUUUGGCGCGUGCCUCGUGAAUUGGAAGUAGCAUUACAAGAUCGUGAAUUGUUGAAUACGACGAAUGAGAUCACAUCUCGUGAUAUCUUGCGAAGGUGCGAAAAGUAUGCAAAACGAGCAAGAAGUGGAACGAUGUAUCCGAUCCCUAGCAAUGGAGGAAGUAAUGGCGGUGGUCAAGGUGGAAGCGGGAAUGGUUUCAAUGGAAGACCUGGACCUCAAUUUAGUCCACAAGCAAAUCGAGGAGGUGCACCUCUUCCUGGACGUGGAUUCCAAGGAGGUGGUGGUGAUAUUCCACACAGUUCCAGCACGAUUCGAAGUUUAGCCGAUCCUUCAAUUUAUGAUUCCAAUGCAGCAGGCGGUAGAAUGUCACCUGUUCGUCGUGGCAGUCAACAACAAUCACCCGUUUCAAAUGAUUAUGUUCGUAGUCCGAUCGAAGCCAAUGCUGCAAGUUUGCCUCCUUGGUCUAACGAUAAUGGACAUCCGAUGCAGAACACACCUUCAUCUACACCACGUCAUCCUGCCGGACCGCCACCAGGACCACCAGGCCAAGGAAGUGGUUAUCAACAACCUUAUCGUGGCGCACCGGGUAAUGGCACACCAAAUCGAAUGGGAACUCCGGGUAGUGCAGGCGUUGAUCAACAUCAAGGAUACCAUCAACAACAACAACAGCAGCAGCAUCAGCAACAACAACAAUAUUACAAUGCAUCUUCUGAUCAUCAUGCUCUUUCAUCUUGAAACAAGAAAAGUUCAUUUUAUUCCCAAUCACCUUUUUUGUGUACACAAUCCCCCUUUUUGUAUCUUCUUUUUCUGAAUCAUGGUAAAAAAACAGAACAUUGCUUCUAUCUUCUUUUUUCUUUAUUUUACCAUGAUCAAUCUUGUUUUAUGCCCUUUCUUCUUCUUUUUCUUUCUCCUUUAUUUUGUAUAUCAAAUUUCAAUUUUCAUUCGUUGAAGCAAACAAAGCACAUUGCAGCAUGCAUGUAAAUGAAUAUGUCCCUUUCUUUGCACGUGUUCUACGCGCGUUGGAAUUUGUAAUGGAGGGAAGAGCGCGUUUAUUCGAAUAUUAUUCAUAAC
Messenger RNA from Meira miltonrushii, 5335 nucleotides. RefSeq names its product RhoGAP-domain-containing protein. The transcript has a single exon. Gene Ontology annotation, biological process: actin cytoskeleton organization; signal transduction. Bases 428 to 4999 code for a protein of 1523 amino acids. The record is from RefSeq and is a predicted model, not a curated record. Lineage: Eukaryota; Fungi; Basidiomycota; Exobasidiomycetes; Exobasidiales; Brachybasidiaceae. Gene Ontology annotation, cellular component: cytoplasm.